This is a messenger RNA of Sitodiplosis mosellana (orange wheat blossom midge), 2042 nucleotides long. Its product is annotated as probable 4-coumarate--CoA ligase 1. NCBI's taxonomy places the organism in Eukaryota, Metazoa, Arthropoda, Insecta, Diptera, Cecidomyiidae. Gene Ontology annotation, biological process: fatty-acyl-CoA biosynthetic process; long-chain fatty acid metabolic process. Bases 232 to 1839 code for a protein of 535 amino acids. Gene Ontology annotation, molecular function: long-chain fatty acid-CoA ligase activity. The transcript is spliced from 7 exons. The record is from RefSeq and is a predicted model, not a curated record.
AUAAUAAUAAUUUUGUCAUGCUAUCUGAAAAACAAUGAUCAGGCAAAAAGUGUAGAAAUUUCCUAUAAAAAUUGAGCUACCGUUGCGAUUAUGGCCAGAGAAGUGUAUGACUUCAAUAUUAAAACAAACGCUUGGCUUCGUUGCAUUGGUACUUAUCAUUUAUUGAAGAAAAAAAAUCUUUGAAUAUUUUUCGGUGGAAUUUAAUUUCAACAGGACAAAAAUCAAGUGAAAAUGUUUCAAACAACAUUCGAUUCGAAAGCCAAUUUAUGGCGUGGAUUUAAUCGACCACAACUGUACAAUCCAAAUAUCAAUAUUGCUCAAGCUUUACUACGUGCUAUGAAGCUACAUGGAUCGAAAAUUGCUCAAAUAAGCGAUGAUUCAGGGGUUUGUCUAACCUUCAAUGAAAUUCGCAUGAAAACGAUUCGAGCCGCUCAAAAUCUCCAGACUCGUGGCCUUAAGCCAAAGCAAGUGAUCGGAUUGAUGGUGGACAAUGUGCCCAAUCUAUCUCCGAUUGUGUUCGCGGCAUAUUCUACGGGAUGUCCAUUAAAUGCUUUGACUACAUCGGUAGAAAAACCAGAUGUCAUUCGUAUGCUUGGAAUAACCGAGCCAAGCGUUAUGAUUUGUGAUAUCAAAGUGUAUGAUUUGAUCAAGGAGUGUUUGACGGAACUCAAGAAUGAUGCGACAAUUUUCACAUUUAAUGGAACAAAAGAUAGCUCCAUUGCAGUUGAACACCUUUUUGAGCCCACUGGGAAUGAGGAGAACUUUGUACCGGUUGAAGUGGACGGGGUGAACGAUAUCGCCGCUAUUUUGUGCUCAUCUGGAACAACUGGUCCGUUCAAAGGUGUUUGCUUGUCGCACGCAAUGCUUUUGGCGGAGAUAACCGCAUUUGACAUCUGCACUUCAGACGAUGUGCUAUUGAGCAUAAGUUCAUUGCAGUGGAUAUCUGGUCACAACACACUUUUAUUGGGCACAUUAUCUGGAGCCACUCGCAUAAUUACAACGGAAUCAUUUUCACCCAGUUUUCUGUUGCGUUUGAUCAACGACUACAAAGUGACCGUUAUCAUAAGCGUCGCGAAUCACAUGGUUGCGUUGUUGAAAAGUGGAUUGCUUCCCAAUGCAAACAUGUCGAGUGUAAAGUGCUUUUUAAUCCGUGGACAGCGAGCACCAUAUGCAAUGAUCAAUGAGUUCAAUACAUUUUUGCCUAAUGGAAAACUAUAUCCAGCCCUUGGAUUAACUGAAAUGUGCGGUGUUGUGACAAUUAAUGCAAAUGGCAGCGACUCAGCGGGCCAAAUAAUAAGUGGCUACACAUUCAAAAUUGUUGAUGAAGCUGGUAAUCGAUGUGGAGUCGAUACAAAUGGCGAAAUAUGUAUCAAAGUUCCAUAUAAAUUCCUUGGUUACUAUAAACAAAAGGAUUUAUCAGCAAGCGCUAUGGACAAUGAAGGCUUCUUUUUAACCGGUGACAUUGGAUUUUUCGAUAAAGAUGGCAAUGUGCACAUAAUCGAUAGAAAAAAGGAUCUAAUUGUCACUGACUUUUUGAAAAUAUCUCCAUUCGAAAUUGAAGAGUUUUUAAUCAAAUCGCCUGAUAUAAAGUGUGUUUGUGUUGUUGGUGUUCUAUCUGACAUGAAUAAUGAGUUGCCAGCUGCAGUUGUCAUUCGUGAAAAGGGAUCGUUUAUAAGCGAAGCGGAGAUCUGUAAACUGGUUGAAGAUAACAUGACUGAUUAUUGUAAGCUGCGCGGUGGUGUUUAUUUCGUCGAUUCAAUUCCAACAACUCCGUCUGGCAAAUUACUUCGACGAUGGUGCAAAGAGACUGCAACCCGAGUAUACAACUCAAAGGCAUAGAAAAACAAAAGAUGUUUAAAACGCAUCGAACAAGAUGUCGAAUAAGCGUUGGCACGAAAGUGAAUCGUUCAUUUUGCAUAUGUGCAUGUGAACCAUCCACAUAAGGAAGAUUUUUUUUUGAACGUCUUGAAAUUUCUUCUCUUUUUUCAACAAACAGUUUCAAUUCAUUGAUUAUUAUGUGCAAUAAAAUUUGGUGAAAUUUG